Molecule: messenger RNA, 642 nt
Organism: Nematocida minor
Lineage: Eukaryota; Fungi; Microsporidia
Exons: 1
Coding region: 1-642 (213 amino acids)
Source: RefSeq, a predicted model, not a curated record
AUGGAUCGAUCAGGUGUAAAGAAAAUGCGUAAAAGCAGGAAAAAGCACCCGAACCUGCCGCCUGCACAGAUACAAAGCCUGUUCCAGAGAGUGCUGUGCGGGUUUAUCAUUGCCACCCAGUACGUUACUACUUUUGUGGCUGUUUUGGCUCUAGAGCUGAUUGUCAACAGCAAGUUUGAUCGCGUGCGGCUUCUCUUUUCUCGGGGGAUCUACAAUGAUGUUGCUUUCUACAAGACCAUUUUUAAGCUAAAUGGGUUUUAUGUUCUCGGGACCAUUUUGAUCGUAGCCUCUGCGUUCUACAACAACAACAUCGCAGAAGAGGGCGACAGAUUUGAGUUUAUAUCUCCUGACUACAUUUUGGUCUUUGGCGGUGCUCUGUGGCUUAUAUUCAAAAUGUCUGCAUCCUGGCUGAUUUCUAGCGACAUUUUUGCCUACAAAGAUCUAAACACAAUCGCAGCUGCUGGUGCAAUACUCGCUGUGUUCUACCUGUGCCUGUGGUUCUACACGCUGAUAAACAACACUCUGUGCCUAAAAGCAGCCAUGGUGACAAAGGCGGGAGUUAUUCUCAUUUUUGGCUUUAUUUUCAUGAACUACGGAGCAUUCAUAAACACAUGCACGUAUCUGUGCAAUGGCUGCAGCUGA